AAUGGCGAUGCCCUUGUUACGAUGGGGACUGUUGUUGAUCACUUGGUAGCCAACUUAUUGUGAAUAACUGCGGAUUAUUCAUACAGCUGUCCGUUUUGGGUGAUCUACUCCGACGGCUACAUGUUAAAGCCGUCCAGUGCAGCGGGCCCGUCCACCGUUGCUUCUCCUCAACCAAUGAAGGAAUCCAAGGAGAACUUUUCAAUGACUGGCCAAGCUAUCCUGGACCACAUCAAGCCAUGUUGGUACUGGGACAAGAAGGAUUUGGCCCACACCCCGUCUCAGUCUGAGGGCCUGGACCCUGGCACAGAGGCUCGGUAUCGCCGAGAAGGAGCCCGCUUCAUAUUUGAUGUGGGGACACGACUUGGCCUUCACUAUGACACACUGGCAACUGGCAUCAUAUAUUUCCACCGCUUCUACAUGUUUCACUCCUUCAAGCAGUUCCCCAGAUAUGUGACGGGUGCUUGCUGUCUUUUCCUGGCAGGGAAAGUGGAGGAAACCCCAAAGAAGUGUAAAGACAUCAUCAAAACUGCCCGCAGCUUGCUGAAUGAUGUGCAGUUUGCCCAGUUUGGAGAUGACCCGAAGGAAGAGGUGAUGGUGUUAGAGAGAAUCUUGCUCCAGACUAUCAAAUUUGACCUGCAGGUGGAGCACCCCUACAUGUUCCUGCUGCGCUACGUCAAGCAGCUCAAAGGGGAGAAGAAUAAAGUGUGCAAGGUGCUGCAAAUGGCAUGGACGUUUGUCAACGACAGCCUUUGCACCAUGCUGUCUCUGCAGUGGGAGCCAGAGAUUAUUGCAGUAGCCGUCAUGUACCUGGCCGGCCGCCUGUGUAAGUUUGACAUCCAGGAGUGGACCGCUAAGCAGUCGUCGCGCCGCUGGUGGGAGCAGUUUGUCCAAGACGUCCCGGUUGAGCUGCUUGAAGACAUUUGCCACCAGAUCCUGGACUUGUACUCUCAAGGCAACAAGCCCAUCCCUCAGCAGAUGCAGGAGAAGGAGCGGGUACCUGUUCCUGCGAUCCCUGCUCCUCCGGCUCCACAGGGACAACCCCCGGCCUCCAACCCUCCUCCCCCACCACCAAAGAAGACUUCCCCUCAGGGUGGCAGCCCUGCACGCCAGCUCAAACGCUCACAUACAUCCCCCAAAGAUGAACCAAAGGCUCCAGAACAAGUUGGGUCAAAGAUUCCUCGACUGGAGAGCCCAAUGCCCCCUCUGCCCACAUCGCAGCCUCCCUCAGACCGAAAAGCUCCUGCUCCAGCGCCUCCUACAGAAGCAGAACCAGGAAGUGAGGCCGCCCCUCCUCCCCCUCACGCCCCACCUCCACACCAGCCUCCUCCCCUUCCCCAUCGCCCUCCUCCGCCUCCGCCCUCCAACUACAUCAUGUCCACCACCAGCUCCUACAUGUCUGGGGAGGGCUAUCAGAACCUGCAGUCGAUGAUGAAGACAGAGGGUCCCUCUUAUGCCCCCAUGCCGCCCAGUUAUGCACCCCCGAUACCGCCAUACCACCCCCAUGUCUAUCCGCCCCCCUCAGCACCACCUCCAGGCCCUCCGCCUCCUCCUUCCACCUACCCACCACCCAGCUUGCCCCCGACCUAUCCGCCUCCAGGUUACAACAGUUACCCUCCACCACCGCCUCCGCGUAUGCCACCAGGCCACGUACCCCCUCCAGGGAUAGGCCUUCCACCUGCUGGGUACCCUCCUCCGCCACCUGUGCCCCCAGGACAGUCACAAGUCCCCCUGCCCCCUCCCCCUGGCAUGCCCCUGAACCGUGGUGGGUGGAUGAGAUGAGAGUGCUAAAACAGUCUGUGAACUGAGGCUGUGCAGAGCCACCACUGGGGAGGGAAAGCUCUCUGAAGAGGAAGAACAACCAGGAACUUGUGUUAUUCUGGUACAAACAAAGGAAAAGCCUUUUCACCUCCAGGACGACUUGUGAUAAACAGCUCCUGGGGUUGUGAAUAAAGGCUUAUCAGCAAUAGACUUGAAAGGAAAAGUGAGGUUUGGACAGUAUUGUUACGAGAACCAGAGGAGGUGCCGAAAGUUUGCAGUUAGAAUCCUGAAAUAUUUUGAAAUAAGCGAGUUAAAAGUGCACAGGAUGGAACUUGCUGUACCCUGUUCCAGGAUCUUGUAACAAACACUGUCCACUCAUUGUUUUUGUUCUGGGAGUGUACCAGGAAAUUAGGGCACCCUGAAAUUUCUUUUGUGUUUCUCUUUUUUUUUAGUGUCAAACUCAUUCACUAAUUGUAGGGAGAUGAAAUGUACAUUUUGCUUUAUCUUUGAGAGGAUCAAAGGUUGAGUCUUAUAUUUCCUUGUGUAUUCCAUCUCCCUGAUAUUGUGUUUUGGUUUUGCUGCAUUCCCAGCCACCUCAGUGUUGUUUUUGUUUUCUCCACAUUCCCAGUGUUUACAGAGCAUAACAAAAUCUUGAGAUGGUUUAACAUGCCUCAAACAGGACCAUCGCACAGAAGGACUGAGAAGAACACGCUGUAUAUUCAGACACGUUCACGAAUGUAGAGCGUGUUCAAACAUGCUGUAUAUUCUUUCUCUCUUAUUACAUUUUAUUCUGUGAAAACACUGAGGUCGUGCUGCGAGAUGUUUGUGCUAACAUUAGAUGCUGUCAGGUCUUUCUAUUUUAUCAUGCUCAUUUCUUAUUUCCUGUUCCAUUUACUGCAACUGCAACUCAAAUUAACUAUACAACAGAGACCCUGUUAUCAAACCAACCACAUCUAACACUGGAUAGUCUAAGGUAUAUUUGUACACAUCUGAUAUUUUCAUUUAGACAAUGUUUUUUUCUGGGAUUUUCUAUCCAUAUGUGCCUUAGUCAGGCCUUGCUUUUCUGUAUCCCGUACGCAGCUUUGGUUUUGUUGCAGAGUGGCACUUAGGACAAAAAACAAACAAAAAAAACUUGCUUUUCCUACUUUAAA
This is a messenger RNA of Toxotes jaculatrix (banded archerfish), 2909 nucleotides long. RefSeq names its product cyclin K (gene ccnk). Lineage: Eukaryota; Metazoa; Chordata; Actinopteri; Toxotidae. The transcript has 11 exons. Gene Ontology annotation, molecular function: cyclin-dependent protein serine/threonine kinase activator activity. Bases 121 to 1779 code for a protein of 552 amino acids. The record is from RefSeq and is a predicted model, not a curated record. Gene Ontology annotation, cellular component: nucleus; cyclin/CDK positive transcription elongation factor complex. Gene Ontology annotation, biological process: regulation of transcription by RNA polymerase II; positive regulation of DNA-templated transcription, elongation.